Messenger RNA from Piliocolobus tephrosceles (Ugandan red Colobus), 2661 nucleotides. RefSeq names its product leucine rich repeats and death domain containing 1 (gene LRRD1). The record is from RefSeq and is a predicted model, not a curated record. The transcript is spliced from 5 exons. NCBI's taxonomy places the organism in Eukaryota, Metazoa, Chordata, Mammalia, Primates, Cercopithecidae. Gene Ontology annotation, biological process: signal transduction. Gene Ontology annotation, cellular component: cytoplasm. Bases 75 to 2657 code for a protein of 860 amino acids. Gene Ontology annotation, molecular function: protein binding.
AUUCAAAGGAAAAAACAUGAAAAUUAAAAUCAAGUUACAAUUUUGUAUUGGCAUAAAACAUAUCAGCAAAUAAGAUGUCUGAAAAGGAGGGUAUGUCAGAGGAGCUAGAGGAUACUAUUAGUCAAUUUAGGAAAGAAUCUAGAUCACAGUCAGUGAAGGAGCUUGGCUUUAUUAAAGAAACAUCAAAUUUGAUAAACGAAGCUUCUGAUUACCUGGAAGGGAAAUCUUCUAACCAGAUUUAUGAAACACAUCCUAGAGAGAUUACAUUAGAGUCAACAUCUUCCUCUGGAAGCAAGUCUAAGAGAAAUGAAGAACAAAAGAAAAAUCUUCAAUUUUCUAAAACAAGCACUAGAACAGAAACUUCACAGAGUAUAUCAUCACUAACUGGGAGGACUGCAGAAUAUCAGGCUUUGGUUAACUUCCUAUCUCAUGAAACAGUAGGAGAAGUUAGUCCACAAGUCUCUGAAGAAAAUCAGAAACAACUUGGCUUAGGGGCAGAUAACUUUACAGUUAACCUUGAGGCCAAGGGUUUACAGGAAUUUCCUAAGGACAUUUUAAAAAUCAAAUAUGUAAAACAUCUAUAUUUAGACAAGAAUCAAAUCAAAACUUUUCAAGGGGCAGACUCAGGUGAUUUGCUAGGACUUGAAAUUCUAUCCCUGCAAGAAAAUGGAUUAUCAUCACUUCCAUCUGAAAUUCAGUUACUUCAUAAUUUAAGGAUAUUAAACGUCAGUCACAACCACAUAUCACAUAUACCUAAAGAAAUAUCUCAGCUUGGGAAUAUCAGACAACUCUUUUUUUAUAACAAUUAUAUUGAAAAUUUUCCUUCUGACUUAGAAUGUCUUGGAAACUUGGAAAUUUUAAGUUUGGGUAAAAAUAAGUUAAGGCAUAUACCAGAUACUCUGCCUAGUUUAAAAUACUUGCGGGUUCUCAAUUUGGAAUAUAAUCAAUUAACAAUAUUUCCUAAAGCUCUGUGCUUCCUUCCAAAGUUAAUUUCACUAGACCUUACUGGAAACCUGAUUAGCAGUUUGCCAAAAGAAAUUAGGGAGCUUAAAAAUUUAGAAAUACUUUUACUGGAUCAUAAUAAGCUUACCUUUCUGGCUGUAGAAAUUUUUCAGUUACUCAAAAUAAAAGAACUCCAACUGGCCAACAAUAAAUUGGAAGUUAUUUCACACAAAAUUGAGAAUUUCAGGGAACUUAGGAUUCUUAUACUUGAUAAAAAUUUAUUGAAAAAUAUACCAGAGAAAAUAUGUUGCUGUGCAACGUUGGAAUGCCUUACUCUUAGUGAUAAUAAAUUAACAGAACUUCCUAAGAACAUCCAUAAGCUUAACAAUUUAAGAAAACUUCAUGUAAACAGAAAUAAUAUGGUAAAAAUAACUGACAGUAUCUCACAUCUUAAUAAUAUAUGCAGUCUAGAAUUUUCAGGAAACAUAAUCACAGAUGUUCCCAUUGAAAUAAAAAACUGCCAAAAAAUAAUUAAAAUUGAAUUGAAUUAUAACAAAAUAAUAUAUUUUCCGUUGGGACUGUGUGCUUUAGAUUCUCUUUAUUAUUUGAGUGUUAAUGGAAAUUAUAUUUCAGAAAUACCUGUGGAUAUAUCUUUCAGUAAACAACUGCUUCAUUUAGAAUUGAGUGAAAACAAACUCCUCAUAUUUUCUGAGCACUUUUGUUCUCUUAUUAAUCUUAAAUACCUGGAUCUUGGUAAAAACCAAAUAAAGAAAAUUCCAGCAUCUAUUUCUAAUAUGAUAUCACUCCAUGUACUUAUUUUAUGCUGUAAUAAAUUUGAAACUUUCCCUAGAGAAUUGUGUACUUUAGAAAAUUUGCGAGUACUUGAUCUUUCAGAAAACCAAUUACAGAAAAUCUCUUCAGACAUCUGUAAUUUAAAAGGAAUCCAGAAAUUAAACUUCUCAAGCAAUCAAUUUAUUCAUUUUCCUAUUGAACUGUGCCAACUUCAAUCACUGGAACAGCUGAAUAUAAGUCAGAUAAAAGGGAGAAAGUUAACAAGACUUCCAGGAGAGCUAUCUAAUAUGACUCAACUUAAAGAACUUGAUAUCUCAAAUAAUGCAAUCAGAGAGAUUCCAAGAAAUAUAGGAGAAUUGAGAAAUCUGGUUAGUUUACAUGCACACAAUAAUCAAAUAAGUUAUAUUCCACCAUCUUUGCUAUCUUUAAAUGAUCUCCAGCAUCUAAACCUGAGUGGAAAUAAUCUGACAGCUCUACCUAGUGCUAUCUACAAUCUUUUUUCACUGAAGGAGAUAAAUUUUGAUGACAACCCUUUGCUGAGACCUCCAAUGGAAAUCUGUAAAGGAAAACAGUUGUACACUAUUGCACGCUAUCUACAGAAGGCAGAUGAAAGAGAUGAGAAAAUCUUAGAGAAGAUAUUCAAGAUAGUUGCCAACGACAUCACUGAAACCAAUUUUGAAUUUUUAUGUCAAAAACUAAACCUGGCAAACUCAGAAACUGAUAUGCCUACAAAGAGCACUGUUUCAUUAAGUGAGAGAGUCCACCAAGCACUUGUUAUAUGGAAAACACAGAGUAACAAAUUAUCACUAACUGCUGCUGCUUUAAGAGAUCAACUAAUUCGAGCACUUACUAUGAUAGGAGCAUAUGAAAUUAUGGACAAAAUAACAGCUUUAAAUCUUUUUACACGUGCAAUUAAAUUCUAACCAG